This is a messenger RNA of Cydia amplana, 627 nucleotides long. RefSeq lists its product as uncharacterized. The coding region runs from base 1 to 627 and encodes 208 amino acids. Gene Ontology annotation, cellular component: ribonucleoprotein complex. The record is from RefSeq and is a predicted model, not a curated record. The transcript has a single exon. NCBI's taxonomy places the organism in Eukaryota, Metazoa, Arthropoda, Insecta, Lepidoptera, Tortricidae. Gene Ontology annotation, biological process: retrotransposition. Gene Ontology annotation, molecular function: single-stranded RNA binding.
AUGAGCAACCAAUAUGAUGAUAUUCACCCCACCAUCACGACCUUAAAUAAUAAUAUAAAAACUUUAAACAACGAGCGCCAUGAGCUUCUUUCAACGAUUACUGGCCUUACAGACCGUCUCAACCAAAUAGAGCAGCAUAUGAGAGACUGCAAUGUGGAAAUACAAGGUAUACCCGAGGACAAGAAUGAGAACCUAGUAAACACAGUACAACACAUCGCAGAGGUAGUCUCCUGCAGCAUGUCGGACGUCGAUAUCCUUCACUGCACCAGAGUCGCCAGUCAAAAUAAGGAAAACAAGAAGCCUCGCACUAUCAUCGCUAAACUACGCAGCACACGCUGCCGCGACGAGCUACUGUCAGCCGUCGGGCGCUUCAACAAGACCAAGGCCAGGUACCAGAAGCUCAACUCGUCAGUACUGGGCAUCGGAGGUCCCGCCGUGCCUGUCUACGUGUCCGAGCAUCUGUCCCCGGUGAAUAAGACUCUUCACUGGGCUGCGAGGAAGAAAGCUACGGAACUCUCUUACAAAUACGUCUGGGUCAGAAACGGAUCAGUGUUCUUGCGUAAAGACGAUAACUCUAGAUAUAAUAUAAUCGUCAAAACACAACAGAUGCUGGAUUCUCUUCAGUAA